AUGGAUCCAUAUACGCAGCAUUAUAGCUUUCAAAAUCUCUUAAAUAGCCAACAACCAUACACCCAAAACCACUUCUCUCAACCACUACGUGAACCUAGUAUAGACACAGUCUCUACGUCGGAUGCCUCUGUCUUCGGUCCAGAAGGGACUGAAGAUGGCAAUGAAGAUGCAGAGACUGUCUCUAACCGUAAAGAGAGACGCAAAUGGACACCUACAGAAGAUGGUGUCCUAAUAAGUGCUUGGUUAAACACUUCUAAAGACCCAGUAGUAGGAAAUGAGCAGAAAGCAAAUGCGUUUUGGCAACGUAUUGCUGCUUAUUUCGCUGCGAGUCCUAAGCUAGCUGGUCUGCAAAAGAGAGAUCGAACGUGCUGUAAACAAAGGUGGGCGAAGAUUAAUGAGGCAGUGUCGAGGUUUGUGGGCUGCUAUGUCGCUGCAACGAAGCAGAGAUCGAGUGGACAGAAUGAGGAUGACGUGUUGAAGAUAGCUCAUCAGAUUUUCUACAAUGAUUACAAGGUGAAGUUCACCAUGGAGCAUGCAUGGUUGGAGCUUCGCCAUGAUCAGAAAUGGUGUGGAGCCUCGACUGAUAAAGUGCAGGGUAAGAGAAGGAAGUUAGGUGACCAAGGUUCACAGUCAGCAACGUAUGGGCCAGGAAACCAUGUAGAGGAUGAAGCUCGUCCUGUUGGUGUUAAAGCAUCAAAGGCCAAAGGAAAAAGUUCAGUGAGCAAGCAAGCGAGUUUGGAAGAGAAAGAGAAGGAGAGGAAGGAUUUUCAGAACGUGUGGGAGCUAAGGGAAAAGGACUUUGCCUUAAAGGACAAGCUCAACAAGCAAAAAUUGCUUGACAAACUCAUGGGCAAGACAGAGCCCUUAAGCGAACUUGAAUUAGCUUUGAAAGAACAGCUUAUACGUGACAUGUUGUGUAUUUAG
Brassica napus (rape) is the source of this 924-nucleotide messenger RNA. Its product is annotated as glutathione S-transferase T3-like. Lineage: Eukaryota; Viridiplantae; Streptophyta; Magnoliopsida; Brassicales; Brassicaceae. The transcript has a single exon. Bases 1 to 924 code for a protein of 307 amino acids. The record is from RefSeq and is a predicted model, not a curated record.